UAUUUUUGGAAGUCCGUGAAGUCGGAUUUAAUUUUACAUUUUUUGUACGUAGAAAAGUGCCUAAUUUAUAGAGAAACCUUGUUUUAGUCACAAUCCUCAUAUCUAGUUUGGAAUAACAGUGAAUUACAAGGAGUAUAUACCCCUAAUUACAUCUAAACGGUGCGCCUUCAAUAUUUGGCUUGAGUCUGAACAAUACAUAACAUGGUGCUAGAAAUAAAAUAAGAUGAGUACCGACAAUUGUUUGGUAAAGGCAAUAUACUCAUUUAAAGGCAAAAACAAUGAUGAAUUGUGCUUCAAAAAGGGUGACAUUAUCACCGUCACCCAGAAAGAAGAAGGUGGUUGGUGGGAAGGCACCUUAGGGGAGACUACAGGCUGGUUUCCUAGCAACUAUGUGACUGAAUUUAAAGAUCCAACAGGCUCAGUGACAACAUCACCAAUCCGGGCACCAUCAGAAAUCCAAGCCUUCAGAAAUGUUGUACUCAAAGACAUCAUUGACUCUGAGAAGGCUCACGUGGCUGAGAUGCAGGGCCUGGUCAGCAACUUUCUGCAGCCCUUGGAGAAGAGUGACAUGCUGACAAAGGAUGAGUUCAAGCAGCUAACAGGCAACAUAAGCGAAGUGCUUCAAAUUCACGAACAAUUUCUCGCCCUUCUAGAAGAAUGCGCCACGAAAACAGGGCCUGACCAAAGAGUGGGCGGUCUCUUUCUACAAUGGGCGCCAAAAAUCAAGGCUGUGCAUCAAACAUACUGCUCUGGACAUCCAAAAGCUGUUUGUAUUUUGGACAAAUACAAAGAAAAACUGAACACUUGGAUGGAGAAUGCAGGUGCGGUGUGUCCAGGAGUGUUAGUAUUGACGGCUGGUCUGUCCAAGCCAUUCCGACGGCUGGGCAAGUACCCGGCUAUGCUGCAAGAGCUAGCUCGUCAUGUGCAUGAAGCACAUCCUGAUAGAGGAGAUACCCACCGCGCCUCCGUCGUUUAUAAGGACAUCGCUAGUGGUUGCGCAGCAUUGAGACGCCAGAAAGAGCUGGAGCUCCAAGUAGUGACGGGGGAGGUCCGCGGGUGGCCCGGCGGGGAGCUAUCCUCGCUAGGGGACGUACUCCACAUGGGCAGUGUGGCUGUAGGCCCCUCGCACCAGGACCGGUACCUCGUUCUCUUCCCUUCUGCACUACUUCUGCUUUCGGUCAGCAAGAGAGUGUCCGCCUUUGUUUAUGAGGGCUGUCUUCCAUUGACCGGUAUCACAGUAUGUAAACUAGACGAUACAGAUACGAGAAAGAAUGCAUUUGAAAUUAGUGGACCAAUGAUAGAUACGAUAGUAGCCGUGUGCCAAACGAGAGCCGAAGCGGACAACUGGGUGAGCUUGCUGCAAAAGCAUUCGAACACCAGUAGCCCGUCACACGAGCCCAGCCAACCGCAGUCCUUACCACAUCUGACCCGCUCUCCCUCCGAAGGGGCGUUGUCUAGCAUCAACUCUAGCCGUCGCAGCCUCUAUCACGUCACGCUGCCGCCACCUAGUUACCCUUCUGCCUCACCCUAUUACUCUCUAACAAAGUAUUUUGCGAGACUCGUUAAGAAAAAAGUUAUAACAAGACAAAUGUUACGCAAGCUUUUACAUGAGAGAACGUGGGCUAAAGCGUUCGAGUUAACGGGAAUGCCGGUAAUGCGACGACAUAAAAAUCGAAUCAGGUUAAGGAUUGGGGAUGACGGUACUAUUGGAACUGAGACGGAUUGUUCUGAUAGCGACAGUGAAAGAGAAACUGAUACCACCGAGUCUUAUGCUAGUUCGAGUUGUACAGAUGCAGAGAUGGCAAGUGGGUCGAAAAUUCACAGACAAGAUGCAAUGGACACCAGUAGUCCUAGAACGAUGUCCGCUUCAUGUAGUAGUUGGGGCAGUAACUUCGGCUACGUUCGCUAUGGCGACAACUCUGCUGACGUCAAUCUUGAUCUUUCCGAACCAACUGUCAAAGGAGAUUGUACUAAAAAUCUUUUCCAAUUGACGUCCUCUAACACGGACAUAUACAAAGCACUCAAUGCCGACAAUGACACGCGGUUCCUCGCGUCUUGCCCUCAUGUUAACAAUAGUCUACAUCCCCCUAUGCAACAUUCCGAAAGCACCGAAAAUUCAAGUUUUGAAGCCAGGCCUUACUUAGCCUGUGAGGACUUAGUAAACAUGGAUCAGAACACACAAUUAACUGGCAAUACGCUUGGUAACGAGGAAAUAGAAUUUAUCCCGACUAGGCGAAGUUUCCCGAAUUUAAGCGCCAAAAAUGACUCUGUUCAGAAACUAUGGAAAUCCACCGAAGAAAAUUACUGUCGAGAUGAUAUUGAUGACGAAUCUUUGAAGUACGAUUUAUUGCAACUUUUGGACCCGCCAGCAUCGCCCAAAUAUUAUCGAGACUAUAACCCGGUAGAAUCCAUAAUAUUAGACCCCCCUCCAAUGUUCCGAAAUGAAGAUGAUGACAUGAAAGUUAUCAACGUCAAUCUGAAUACCAAUAUACCCUUCCGCAAGCAUUCACUUAAUUCGGACAAAAAAAUUAGACGAUCUGUGUCGAGGUCAAUGGUUGAAGAAAAUUUCAAUAGAACUGAAGACACUCGCAUACAACGAAUGAGUUCGCAAUCGGAAAAUCAAGCAGUUCAUAAGAAAUGUGAUUGUUGUAACAGAUCUAUGUGCCCAAGUCCGCGAUCUUCAGAUUCGGGUGUAGUGGGAAGUUGCAAUCUGGCUUCACCAGAACUACAGAUGCAUACUGGCAACGAUUCUGACGGCCAUGAUAAAAGUUCCGAGCUUCUUAAAGAUUCCCUCACCAACCUAUCCCAAGAUACUUUCGACGGUGACCGCCGGAAGAAACUAACGUUGUCGGAAAUAGAAGCAGCAAGAUUUGAAGAUCAAUGCAGGUGUACAUCGCCCUUUGGGUCUACAGCUAGAACAUCCUGCGUGACGAGUGUGACAUCAGAAAACAGCCUCGAUGUAAUGGAUUCUUCCAACAUGCACGUAACAUCAACGUUUGCGGCAAACCCUCCGGUACUGUCACCAGAAAUCAAAAGGACUUCUAUAAGGAGGAAUAUUGAAAGAUACGUGCCUGAAAUCAAGUUGAAACCCGAUCCUCCUCCGCGAGUUUACCGUAAACCAAGUACGCACUUGGAGAUUCCUAAAAACGUUCGCCAGCCGUUGCCAUGCCAAUGGAGCACGUUGAAUAUAACAGAACGUACUAAGCCCAGUUUACAUUACCAUAUGCGCAUCUACCGUGAAAAUCUCCAAGACAAUAGCAAAGAAAGACAAUCACGUAAGCGCAUGCCCCGCAACUGUGAAUUGUUUGAAAAAGAAAUAAAACAAAGAGAAAAAGAUGAGAGAGCUUGUGCGCGGAAAUCGAGAUCUCGCAGCGAAGAUAUGUCAAAAACGCAGAAGGGUUUAUCCGAAGCCCAAUCUGGGUUUGUGGUGUACCGCUCAGACUUGUAUGCCCAUUGGUGGAUGAAAGCAAAAUUACCUAUUACCGUGGUCACCGACUCAGAUGGCCAUGAGCGACAGCAAUAACUCAGACUUAACCUCCGGACUCACAAGUCACAAAAGAUCCCACUCAUUCAACAAUCAUCAAAGCUACACUCAACAUACGCAGCACACGCAGAAAAAUAAACAAAAGAAUCAGUCUGCGCGGUGGCUAUUAAAUUCCUGUGACUCC
Pectinophora gossypiella (pink bollworm) is the source of this 3668-nucleotide messenger RNA. It is a transcript of the gene RtGEF, whose product is annotated as rho guanine nucleotide exchange factor 7. The transcript is spliced from 9 exons. Lineage: Eukaryota; Metazoa; Arthropoda; Insecta; Lepidoptera; Gelechiidae. Gene Ontology annotation, molecular function: protein binding; guanyl-nucleotide exchange factor activity. The record is from RefSeq and is a predicted model, not a curated record. The coding region runs from base 224 to 3523 and encodes 1099 amino acids.